Lepus europaeus (European hare) is the source of this 1859-nucleotide messenger RNA. RefSeq names its product perilipin 3 (gene PLIN3). Lineage: Eukaryota; Metazoa; Chordata; Mammalia; Lagomorpha; Leporidae. The record is from RefSeq and is a predicted model, not a curated record. Gene Ontology annotation, biological process: positive regulation of triglyceride storage; lipid storage. Bases 65 to 1402 code for a protein of 445 amino acids. The transcript has 8 exons. Gene Ontology annotation, cellular component: lipid droplet; cytosol.
CCGGCGUGGGGAGGUGGCCUCGCUGUCCGGACGUCCCGCUGACCGCGGGCCUGCCACAUUGACCAUGUCUGCCGACGGGACCGGGACCGAUGCCAGCGCGCAAGGGACAGCGGAAGAGCUGGUGCCACAGCCGAGCGUGGUGGACCGCGUGGCCAGCCUGCCCCUCGUCAGCUCCACCUGCGACAUGGUGACCGGCGCCUACGCCUCCACCAAGGAGAGCCACCCACGCGUGAAGACGGUGUGCGACGCGGCCGAGAAGGGCGUGAGGACCCUCGCGGCGGCCGCCGCCAGCGGGGCCCAGCCCAUCUUGGCCAGGCUGGAGCCGCAGAUUGCGUCGGCCAGCGAGUACGCCCACCGGGGACUGGACAGGCUGGAGGGGAGUUUGCCAAUCCUGCAGCAGCCCACGGAGAAGGUGCUGGCGGACACCAAGGAUCUUGUGUCAUCCAAGGUGUCGGGGGCCCGGGAGAUGGUGUCCAACACCGUGGCCAGUGCCAAGGACUCCGUGGCCACGCGGGUGACGGAGGCGGUGGACGCCACCCGCGGCGCCGUGCAGAGUGGUGUGGACAGGACCAGGUCUGUGGUGGCCAGCGGCGUGCACUCCGUCAUGGACUCCCGCGUGGGCCAGAUGGUGCUGAGCGGGGUGGACACGGUGCUAGGCAAGUCGGAGGCGUGGGUGGACAACCACCUGCCCAUGACGGACGCCGAACUGGCCCGCAUCGCCACAUCCCUGGAGGGCUUCGACAUGGCCUCGGUGCAGCAGCAGCGGCAGGAGCAGAGCUACUUCGUGCGCCUGGGCUCGCUCUCCGAGAGGCUGCGGCAGCGCGCGUACGAGCACUCGGUGGCCAAGCUGCGCGGCACCAGGCAGAGGGCGCAGGAGGCCCUGGGGCAGCUGGCGCAGGCGCUCAGCCUGGUGGAGACCAUGAAGCCCGGAGUGGACCAGAAGCUCACAGAGGGGCAGGAGCGGCUGCGGCAGCUGUGCGUGGGCUGGAGCCAGAGGCCGCUGCAGGGCCCGGAGGACCCGGCCGCACCGGAGGUGUCUGCGGGGGCGGGGCCCGAGCAGGUGGAGUCGCAGGCACUGAGCAUGUUCCGGGGCGUCACCCAGCAGCUGCAGUGCACCUGCGCCUCCCUGGCGGCCAGCAUCCAGGGGCUGCCCAGCCAGGUGAAGGAGCAGGUGCAGCUGGCCCGCCGCCAGGUGGAGGACCUGCAGGCCACCUUCGCCGCCGUCCACUCCUUCCAGGACCUGUCCGGCAGCGUCCUGACCCAGAGCCGCGAGCGUGUGGCCAAGGCCCGCGAGGCCCUGGACCACAUGAUCGAGUACGUGGCCCACAACAGCCCCGUCACGUGGCUCGUGGGACCUUUCGCCCCGGGAAUCGUGGAGAAUGCCCCAGAAGAGAAGGCGUAGGGUGAGCGCAGAGGGUUCUGGAAGCUCCAGCCCAGCGGCUCCGGCAGUGACCUGGGGUUCCCCGGCCAGGGGCUCGCGUUGAACCUGCUUGUCCUCUUUGGUUUUCUCAAACGCCCUGUCCUAACCCUUCGUCUGAGUCGCUACCUUGGGAAGCCGAGGUGUCCCCCAGGCAGUCCCUGCCCCUCCGAACUCAGAGGGGGCUUGUGCUGAGCCUCACCCAAAAGACGUUUCUAGAACCUUCUAGAACGUUCCUUCAGGGAUCUCACUGUCCGAUCCCACUUCUUUUCCUUCAUCAAGGCCCCCCGAGACCGGCCUUUAGCUAAUGUACCCGGGCUUCCGGUGGGAGAAGCGGCCUCCCAGGGAUGGGGUGGACGUGAGGCUGCGGAGGCCCUGCUGGCCAGCCCAGGUCGCCACCCCGCUGCUCACCUUUGCCUUAAUAAAUGUCACCUGCAGCUGA